Molecule: messenger RNA, 909 nt
Organism: Plasmodium vinckei vinckei
Lineage: Eukaryota; Apicomplexa; Aconoidasida; Haemosporida; Plasmodiidae
Product: conserved Plasmodium protein, unknown function
Exons: 1
Coding region: 1-909 (302 amino acids)
Source: RefSeq, a predicted model, not a curated record
AUGAAAUUACAUGCGGAAUUCAAACAAGACGGUAUAAAUGACUUUUCAUAUAUACUGAAAGGACUUAAAGAAUUCUGUUCUUUUUCAAUUGAAACCUCUUUUUUGUGUUUUAAGUUUUCGGAAAAAUAUUUAUUAAUUUUUGGCAAUGAAAAGAGGCAUGUAGAAAUAUUGAUAAAAAUUAGUAUGAAUGAUUUAUUUUAUGAAAAUUUUAUUUUAAAAAGCAAUUCGAACAAUGAAAUAAUUAUACUGGUAUAUAUAUAUCAAAUAUAUGAUAUUUUUAAGAAUAUAUCUAAAAAUACAAAAAUUACAAUUGAUUUAUUUGAAAAGAAUGGAAUUUGCAUAUUAUUAUUUAAACAUCAUUGUAAUGUUACAGAUGCUUUUAAAAAAUAUGAAUGUGGAGUAGAAAUUAUUAAUCCAUCAUUAACCAAAUUUCCAGAUAUAAAAAUGCAUAAAAAUUCCAUAUAUAUUAAUUGCAAAUUAAAAAAAUGUUGUAAAAUUUUAAAUACUUAUUCCAAGUUUUAUUCAGAUAAAAUUGAAUUAAUAUUUGAAAUUGUAAAUAAAAACUGUGAUAUUAUUUUUCUUAUGGAUUCGAUAACUACAAAAAAUGUAACUACAUUAAAAAAUAAUUAUGUUUUAAAAAAUGUAAUAGACACCAAAAAAAAAAAAAAUAUAGGUGAAACAUAUAAAAAUAACGAUAAUCCCGAUUUGAAAAAGGUGGUAUAUAUUAAAACAUUAACAAAAGCUUUAAAUAUUCUUAAUGAAUGCCGAAAUAAUAAAGAUGAUAUUGGCAUUUUUAAAUUUAUUGUACCCGAUAAUAAAUGUUGGUUUGCACUCAAAUUGGGGCAAUUUGAAUCCUCAGGGAAUUGGACCGUCCUCAUCAUCAUUACUGAUCUUAAAUUUAAUCAAUAA